UUUCAACCGUUCCACAUUUUGCUGCCUUACGCGCGUACAUAGAGGGGUCAGGCCGAGAAAUAUGGCUAAAAGUGAUGGAUAUGCAUAUUUCAGAAGAACAAGUCUCUUUUGGAUAAUAACGGUAACACUGUCAAUGGGAUACUUCACAUGGACAGUGUUUUGGCCAUCAGAAGUCCCCUAUGGGAGCUUGGGUCCGCUUGGUUCUCUUUCCAAGUACCUAGUGGAUAACCACUACCAUUACAUGUACUACGGCUGGUGGAUGUCUUGGGCAGUCCAUAUGAUGGAAGCUAUUCUUGCCUUGAAAAUGUGCGGUGAUAAAGGGAUUGAGAGUGCAUUGGCACGCACUCUCUGGUUUGGACAGACAUUUCUGUUUGGGUUCGCCUCCCUGGGUCUGCUCCUCAAAUACAAGCCUGAUAAACGGGCCAAACAGCAAUGACGAGGAUGAGGAUGAUGAAGAAUGCCAUAUUUCUGCUGCUAACCACUCUGGAUAAGGACAGUCACUCCCAUAAAUGCAUUCACUGCUGAUUCCAAGUGUGCUCCUCUCUCUCUACUCGGUCUGCCUUUUUGAAGUUUAGUGCUUGAUUGGUUUCAGGACUGGACGAGCUGAGUUUAUAACUGAAUAAGUAACAUUCCAGUUCUGUUGGGGCACUAUAUGUUUUUUUUUUACAGUGUGAUUUUAAUCAGAGCCAUCAAUCUCUGAUACAGAGGCCUUUUUGUUUAUUUGAACGUGCAUCAAGUUGAAGACUAAAGUGCUCCUUUUGAAGAGUAGAUUAAAAAUGGAGUAUUCUAAAAAGAUGAUGGUAUGAGUACUUGAUUCUUGUUUUAGACAUUAAACAUUCCAUGCAAAAUCUAGUGAUUAUGAUGUAGAUUUUACCAAGACUCAUGACUUUUUAACUUGUCCACAGUCCAUAGCUUUUCUCAUGAUGAGUGCAGAACAAAUCCUUUGCUAGUAUAUCGAAAGUAUUAUUGGUUUUGUACAUACUCAGAUUUUUAAGUGCAUUCGACAGUUAGAGGUGAUUUAAAUCAUUUUUGUGAAUUUUAUAACAAUUUUCUUGAGUUGAAUAUUCCUUUGUUUUAAUGUCGAAAAAAUAUUACGUUCUAGAAUGCAGUGAUGUGGUUUGACAGUUAUGAAGUUAUCACUUGUCCUGAAAUAACAGCUUCCUCUUGUGACUUUAACACUCAUAUGAGAAAAGUAACUCAGGAGAGAAGCUGUUGAUUUUUCUAUGAAAUAAAGUGAUGGUCAGUUGAAGAUUGAGUGAGUUCACUUUUGAAAUAUGUUAAACUAGUCUUCAUGGUUUCCUCACAGGAGAACAUGAGCACUGAUCAAUCAACAUUACUAUCACCACAAGAACAUUAACAAUAACAUGCUAAACCUUAAGUUUACUUUGUAGUAGCCUUUUAAAGUACAGGAUCUGUAACCUGUAAAAUGAAACCCCAUUAUAAAACUGUCAAAGAACCUGGCCCCUUGUGGAGUCAGCGGUGAUAAUGACUUUGAGUGGACGGUUAUGCAGGGGUCAGGAUGUCCUUAGCUAAUGAUCUUAAAGAAUUAGCGUUGCUUAAUCGCCUGCCUGUCCCCAAGCACUGUCUCCAGCCCUUAAUCAAGAGACUGUCAUCCACUGAGCAGUGAGGUAACACAGUUUCAUUAAAUAACUGUCAACCCUUUUCACUCUCUCGUAUGUAUAAAAGAAUCACAUCCCACUCUAUCCCCAAAUUCACCUUAAACAUGCGUAAAGAGGCACUUUACAGGAACUCUAGUGUAUGUUAAACUCAGACAUGCAACAAAUAAACUAUGACUCAGUAGAGUCCCUUUUUCCUCAUG
Messenger RNA from Chanos chanos (milkfish), 1819 nucleotides. RefSeq names its product transmembrane protein 254 (gene tmem254). Bases 62 to 436 code for a protein of 124 amino acids. NCBI's taxonomy places the organism in Eukaryota, Metazoa, Chordata, Actinopteri, Gonorynchiformes, Chanidae. The record is from RefSeq and is a predicted model, not a curated record. The transcript is spliced from 4 exons.